Messenger RNA from Contarinia nasturtii (swede midge), 8415 nucleotides. RefSeq lists its product as uncharacterized. The transcript has 4 exons. The coding region runs from base 309 to 1988 and encodes 559 amino acids. Gene Ontology annotation, cellular component: nucleus. NCBI's taxonomy places the organism in Eukaryota, Metazoa, Arthropoda, Insecta, Diptera, Cecidomyiidae. Gene Ontology annotation, molecular function: DNA-binding transcription factor activity, RNA polymerase II-specific; protein dimerization activity; RNA polymerase II cis-regulatory region sequence-specific DNA binding. The record is from RefSeq and is a predicted model, not a curated record. Gene Ontology annotation, biological process: regulation of transcription by RNA polymerase II.
ACAAAUAAAUAAAAUUGAACGCAGUGAACAUUAAGUUACGAAAUAUUGAACAAUCAAUUAUUUAAAAAAAAAUUGCGCCAAAAUUCUUGCAAAUCAUAAAUAAAUAUUUAAUGUCGCUACAAGUUAAAUCAGCACAUGGAAUGAAUAGACUUGGUUCAAAUGUGAAAUUCGACUUAGGAAAAGCCAAUCAGAAAUAAAGUGAAUUGAAUAAGAAUAAAAAAAAAACGAAAAGUUACACGAUUAAGACGACUCGCGAAUACUAUAAAACAAUUAACGCAUUUCUCAACGGUGCUCAAAGAAAAUAAGUAAUGUCCAUUGUGGGUGCCAUCGAAGAAGUGCUCCAACCCGAAGACUUUGAUAGCGAAGAUCAAGCAACAAGUUUACACAGAGAGGAAGAGGGUGGUGGAGGCCACACAGCAGCCAUGGAAAACGAAAAGCGUAUGAGACGCGAAAUUGCAAACAGCAAUGAAAGACGACGAAUGCAGAGCAUCAAUGCUGGCUUUCAAAGCUUACGAUCACUGUUGCCACACCAUGAAGGCGAGAAAUUGAGUAAGGCUGCCAUUUUACAACAGACCGCUCAAUACAUUAUCGCAUUGGAAAGUGAAAAAACACAAUUACUUACACAAAAUUGCCAGUUGAAGCGAUUGGUCGAUCAAAAUGAUAAUGCUGGUGUUGUUGAAGUAGUGCAAACAGUGACCCCAACAAAUACAACAACCACCGGAACUACACAACAGCCGCAUGCACUAAAGAAACGUAAAAUUGACACGAUCUAUACAAUGCAAACGAUAUCCGAUUCGUCCGACGAAGGUCUUGGUUCAAUGUCACCCGAACCAACCACAGUAACAUUGUUGUCAUCAUCGACGUCAUCAUCGAAUCCAACAACAGUUGUUGCCGGCACUGCAAUGAUUUCAAAACAAACAAAUGGAACGAUGAAUGCCAAAGAGUUCAUCGAAAUGAAAACAUUGCUCGAAAUGGAGCGUCGCAAAAAUUCAGCGCUUGAAGAUCGUUUGCGUCAGCUAACUGAAUGCCAUCAAACGACCACAAUCUAUACGAAUGGUGAACGAAUUAGCUACGAACCACAUGAAGUGAUCGAACACACCGACAAUUUACGCCAUGCGGACGAACAGCAACAACAACAUCAGCAACAACAGCAGCAACAACAACAAGUUCAAACUGUGCUGGUCGACAAAGUCCAUCAUAAUAUGCAAAAUGUGCAUGUGCUUGCAAUCGAUACAAUUCCAACAGUUGGCCAAACACAGGUGGUUAUGUGCGCGCCGGUUGAACAUGAUGAUGUCGAAAUGGUCGAGACCAUGUCACGUAUGCAUCGCAAUCAACCACAAAUUGAUGAUGAUGAUUCGCGUACAUUGUCACCAUGCGAUAUGAUGCAUCAAAAAGAGGAGCUAAUCAUAAACAAUAGCCGACCACAAUCACCAUACAUUGAAAGUCAUCAUAUACAAACACAUCCGAUGGUCGCACAUAAGGGCACAAUUCGAUUGCAACCAAUACUUGAGGCUGCCAUCAAAGCCGAACCAAAAGUCGAAGUCGAACGCAUCCAUUCGCCGGGCAGCAUGACUGUGCUCAAAGAUUGCAAUAAUGAUGCCAUCGCCACAAAUGGCACAACGGUGAAUCAAACACAAUCCAGAAUGUUCAUCACACAUCAGAACACAUCACGACAGAAUUUGGAAACCAUUGUCGAAGCCAUCAGACACUUGGAAGGCGAUCAAUUGUUUGGCGAAAUUGAACCAACCGCCCAACCGACUCAAGAGGCUCCGCUUGCCCUAACCAACAAACCAAGCCAGCAACAGCAGCAUCAUCAUCAUCAUCAUCACCAUCAUCAAUCUCAGCCCAUUCAAGUCGAAAUGAAUCCAUUCUUACAAUUUCGCACAACAUCAUCAAAUUCAAGUGGUGCAACAAUUGUAUCACAAAUUCAUCCACAUCAUUCGAUCAACAAUCGGCCGGGCGUCAUCGUUGUUAAACAAAAUUCUUGAGCUGCUCACAGCAAACAGCAUACUACGACUUUACAAUUGGGAUCUAGUGCAGCAGCGUACUAUAAAAAUCAAACUAUUAUUUGGCCAUCAGCAUGAACACGCUUGCAACGCAGAACUCAAAUUUAAAAUUAAAUUUUUAUUAAACAUUUAUUAUUAUUUUCAUUUUUCUUUCGGAAUUAAGGAGGAAUCCAUCAAUGUGUAUAUUUGAGGAUUAUUAUUAUUAUUAUUAUAUUAUUGGAUGAUAAGUUUUAGAGUACGCAAGCGUAUAAGUAUAAUGUUAAAGCAAAAAAAAAAGUUGAAAAGCUGCAAAAAAAAAUUCAGUUGUAAAAUUUAAUUUCAAACACAACCGAACACAACAUAAUACAUUGAGGGACAACGUGUACGUUUAAAGAGGUACACGUUACAAUUCGAAAAUGAUUCGAAUUUAUAAGAGUUACACAUUCAGACCGUAUUGAGUUAUUAUGUUCAUUUAAUUCGUUUUGUUCGAAACAAGGAGGGAAAUGAUUAUUCAAACGACGAAAUCGACUGAUGUCGUUCAUCGAACUAAUAUCAAUUUUAAACUAAAACACACACACACACUAAACGUAAAAAUGUCACAUGUAGAUGUUUUUGAUGAAUGUAUGCAGAAAAUAAGUAAAAAAAAUUUCAUAAAUAAAAAUUCAAAGCUGGCGGGCAGAGCAAAAAUGGAAUAUUUGAAGAAAAAAAAAACGAAAAUUAAAAAACUUCGUCAUCAAUAUAUUUACAAACACUCGCAUAGCACACAAGUAAACAAUUCUAGAAGGUGACGCUAAAUAUUUGAAAUGGUAUAACUAUGCUACUCUAUACACAUACACAUACACACAGAGAAUUAACCUUACCGAGCAUGCUAUAGCAAAAACAAAAAACGGCUUGGAGUUUGUAUUUUCAAGAGCUUUGAAAGUUACACGAAACAUAAAUCGUAUGUUAACAAUUAAAGCUUAUCUCACACACACACACAUCCAAUGUAAGCGUUAACGGCAAAAGUUAUUCUGAAACAUUUUAAUUAUCCUUUUACCAGUUGAAGUAGAUGCUCGCUUGCGACACAGCAACAGACCGAGUGACAGAGAAAGAAGAUGAAUAGGAUGAACGGAAUAGCUUAAAUUAAGUGAAAAAGAUUAGAUACACAACAGUGGCUAGGAAAUGUGAAACAACUUAUACAUGUUGAGAAAGACACGUAUACAAAAUAUGCAGAAAUUCAUGCUGAUAUUGAGACGAAUGAAAUGCAUAAUGAUUUCGAUGUUUUAACAAGUCGGUUGUAACAAACAAGAAAAGUUUAAUUGGAUUUCGAUUCUAUUCACCCCGAAAAAUGCUGCAACAAACAUCUAUACACCAGAUGAGAACAAAAUUUUAAUGACGUCAAUAAAUCCUUGCAUUUUCAUAUUACUACUAUUAGAGAUAGAUAAAAAAAAGCGAAAAAGAUAGAGAAUUGACAAGCACACUCAAUUUUAGCGAACCAAAACCGAUAUAUACACACACAUACUAACAUUCACACCGAUAAAAAAAACUACACACAUAAAUGAAACGAUAUCGAUAGAAAAUAUUGACAACAUCGUAAAAUAGUUUGAUGUAAUUUAAAACGUGUAAUAAAAAUAGAAAAAAAAGGAAACGAAACAUUUGCAAAACAAAAUAAAAUGGUAAAAUAAGCACAGUUUACAAACAACAACCAACAAACAAACAUCCUAACAUUUCUUUUUCAUCGAGCUCAUGCUCUAGAGUGAGCGAGAGAGCAAGAGAAAUUGAUCCGAAUCACAACAAAAAAAUUUUUCGAAAAUAUAUUCGUAGCAACAAAAAAAAAAUCAGAAACACACACUCACACUACAAAGCAACAUGUGUAAAUAAAUAUGGGAGAAGUGCUUAACUGAAAAGUCGCUGGUUGAAAAUAAUACUAUAAAAACCAUCCGAAUACAGAUACGGAGAAUAAAAAUGUGCUAAUGAAAUGAGCUAAACAUUCAACGACAUACAAAGUAACGAAGCAAAGAAAUGCGUUUUAAAAAUCGACAAUCAACUUACUUCUGUUGAAAGAAACAAACAAAAAAAAAGUUAUUACUAAUAGUCAUACACAUACGAGAAAAGAGAUAAACCGAGCAAAAACGUAUAUGCAUUUUGCUUACAACACACAUUUAAAUAACACGUAUUGAUCAAAUCAAUCAACAAAUCGGUGCAGAAACAACACAAUUAAUACAUGUUGAUUUAGUAAAAUUUUGGAACCAAAUUUAGCGAAAUUUGAAACAAAUGACAAUUGUUUUUUAAAACAAAAGAUUUUUUAUAGUCAAAUGUUGAAAGAAGAAACAAGAUUUAAGAAAAACCACAUUAACGAAUCUUAGAGAUGCAUUUUUUUAUGAAGUAUUAAAAUCAUACAUACACACAAGACUCAAUUAUUUAGACAAAGAAGGUUAAAACCAGCGACUUAAGUUACACACAUACACACAUUUUAUAGAUGAAUAUAUAAAAAAAAACAACAAUCGAAGUGAAUUGCACAACUAAAAGUGAAUUCAUGUGAAAAAAUUAAGUAAAUUUUAUUCACACCGAUUGAACUAAAAAAAAACCUAAAAAUAAACAAGUCUUUUUUGAGAAUAAGUAACUAUAAAUACAAACAAACAACAAAACAUAAACGGUUUCAUUUUCUCCAGUAAACAUGAACACCAGACACACGAAUUACGGCGUGCAAUAAUGCUUUUUAAUGAGCGUAUUUUACAUUAAAUUUAGGAUCGAACAGGACGAAUUCGACGAUCUCAAAAUACGCCCCCCCCCCCCGCCCCCCCGACAAAAUACACACAGAAAAAGUUAGAACACAUAGCACUUACCACCACCCGCACUCCCUAGUCCCUUCCUCUACCUCCACCACCUCCUGUCCAACAGAAAAACACAUUAAAGGAAUUCAAUUUCUAUAGCCAUUAGAAUGACGUUUAGACAACACUUAUAUAUAUACAUAUAUACAAGAGACACAUUUAAUCCAUGAAAGAAUAUUGUUCAUUGAACAAUCUCAAUUGAAAUGAGAUAAGAAUAAUUUAAAAAGCGAUGGAUAAAAAAACACAUACAACUAAUGGUCAUCAUAAAAAAUAACUCUACAGCAUAUUCAAAAUGAUAGUUCGUCUCUGUCAUUUUGAUGAGUAUGAAAUGAAACGAAUCGAGUAAAGAAAAAGAAAAUAUUAAUUAUUAUAUUAUAAUAAAGAAAAACAUAGCUAAAUAGAUGUUUAAGCAUACAGAAUAAUGAACUUUUUGGUUCGCAUUAGCAUUUCGUACUAUACGUAUAAUCACGAAUUUAGCGAAGUGUUUUUUUUCGGCCACAAAAUAUACACAAACACUCAAUAAAUGUUGUUAACAUGCAUAUAAUAAACGCAAAUUCAUUCAGAUUCAAAACUAUAAAUUCAAUGUGAAAACAUAGUGGCAAGAUGAAAGAAAAUGAAAUCAUAUGUAAAGAUAUAUUUAUUUUAAGUAAAUCAAUUUUCAGUUCCUUAAAUUGCAUACGAAGCGACAGAUGGCAAUAAAACAAAAAUAACAACCGAAAAACAUACAUACAUAAAUAUUUGGUAUUGUCGCUGCAUUGUGUUAGUAUAAAAAAUUCAAUUAGCUGAAUUUGCUAUAAUUUCACUUAAUCAAUAAUUUAAAUCGUUAUUUUUAGGAAAGAGAAAAUCGAAAUCACAGAGAUUUUUUUUGUUUAAUUAAUUGGUUGCCAGGAUUUACAUGUUUUCUUGAUUUGACCCAACAUAUUCGUUAUUCAUUGACAAUCGGUCAAUACCGAGAGAAAGAAAACACGAAUGAAACAUUUGAAUAUGCCACGGCAUCAUAAAUCAAUGCAAAUCCUGUGUAAUUGUUCAUUUUUGCCAUGAUAAAAUAAAUAGGUACAUAUGCCUAUAUACGAAGUCCUAUUAUUCUCUCAGCGUUUUAAAAUAACAAAUUUAUAUCUCAUCGCCCCCCCCCUUCUCGUUCAUGUCUUGUUUUUGUUUUUCUUCUUCUCAUCGAAAACUAAAAUCCAUAAACUCUAUUACAAAAUCAUUAAAAAAAUAAACCACAUAGUCUCCGCCGCGAUAAAUUGAGCCAAAUAGCAAAUGAAUUAACAAAAAAAAAAAAAUCCAUAGCAUAGACAACAAAACAUAUAUAAAUUCGUUUCGAAGUGAAUUUAAAAUGAACCAAAUGAUUUAUUUUUAUUAAUUUCUGUGAAAUUUUCUAUACACCAAUAUUACGAUAAUUAUUUUAAUCGGAUCCAUCCCCCCCAUAGAACUGAAACAAUCACAUACAUACACCACGUGGCAAAUGAGCAACAUUUUAAAAAAACUACCUAUGUAUUCGCAAAAUUCAUUUUCAUUUUGUGCAACAACAACAACAAAAAACAUACAUAUAAACACAAAAAACCGACAAAAAGAAACACCCUUCCAAAAACAAACCAUUUUAUUUUAAAAAAACAUUCUUUUUACCCUGAAUCACCUUCUUCUCAAAUACACAUUUUGUCAUUGGGUAAAUAUUGCAUUUUUAAUGUUCUUAAAUUUAUAGAUUCAUAGGAAACUGAUGCAAAAAAAACUAAAAAAUUGUGGGUUGAAAAAGAGACCCGCACAGAAAAAAAAUCGAAAAUAAAAACUUUAAUGAAAAUAAUAGCAAAAAAAAAACACAUAAAAAAUAACAAUAUAGACUAUAUGCAUAAGAAUUUAGCAGUUAAGGUGUUUCUUUGAUAAAUGAUGAGAAUUUCACAUGGCUUCAUUGACAUACCAAACAAUUAUUUUAUACAUCGCAAGUAUAUCCACUUAAUUCCGAAAUUAUAUGAAAUGAAACAAAAAACACGUUUGUUGCAACAAAAAAAAAAGAAGAAAUAAUCGUUUGGUAUUGAUAUUGAACGUAAUGAAUAUUAUAACUAAAACGGAAAAUUUUCCUGUCAUUUAUCACAGGCUUAUUUAUUUCCGAACAUUUUAAUUGUUAAAAUUAUUAGAAAUUUUAUCAACAAAAAUAAAACAAAAUUCUAUUUUGUGUGGGCUAGAAUUUUAAGCACACAAUAUUUUGAUUGAAUCGUCAACAUUUAAACGAAACAUAAAAAAAAUUGAUUAAAAAAUUUUCAAAAAAAAAAAAAAAAUACGAAAAAAACAUUGAUAUGGAAUUGGCACAGACUGGCAAAUGAGUAUUGGCAUUGAAUUUGUUCCUUCCUCUCAGACUCAAUCCCAAGCCCCAUUUUAGAAAAUUCAUAUUGGCAAAAUUUGUGAUUUAUUUUAGUGAAAAGAGAAAUUGAAAAGAAAAAAAAAAGAAUUAGGCACAUGUAGAAUAUGUGAACGACAAGCGCAUUCAUUAAGUUCGAUUGGUCACGAAUUUUGCAUUCAAAAGAAUGUAAAUACAUACAGUAUGCGUUAGAUUUUCGUUCGUAGAACAUUCACUCCAUUUUUAUUUUCAUUUUUAACUUAAAUUUAAAUUAUCUAAAUUAACUAAAAAAAAAUGUUUCACAACGGUAGAUUAUGCGCAGCUUAAAGUUGCCACAAUCAACAAUUUAAUUAAACAUAAUUAUCUUUCUGUUUAGACAAAGUAAAAUAAAAACUAAAUUAAUUCCUUAUAAUUUUAGUUGGCCAAGAGCCACAAUUGGUUUUAGCAAAAAAAAAAAAUACUAUAAAAAAUUGGAUUGAUUUGUGAUUUCAAAAAAAAAAAAAUCAAAAUUGAAAUUUUUUUUUGACCAAACCGAGAAAAAAAAGAAAUAUAUUUUUAAUGAUUCCUUUCGGCGUUAUUCGGCAUGUUAAAUGAAAAAAAUUGAUUGGUGAAAAUGAAUGUAAAUUGAUGAAUUUUGUUAAAUAUGGUGAGGUUUGUGUGUGAGAGCGAGAGAAAAGAGUAACCCUUUUUGGAGUAAAGAAAAAAAUGACGAAAAAUUUUUCGAAGAAAAAAAAAUUGAUAAAAAAAAUCUCAUUUAAUAUAAAAUAUGUGUUUGACGUGUUUAUGUGCAUUCGUGAAUAAGUGGUCGACUAAAUAUAAUCAGUUGAUGGUUAUAGAAAAGAGCCCAGCCACAUCCCGUCCAUGUAAGCGCUAAAGGGAUUAACCGUCGCUUAAUGAAUUAUGGAAUUCACGAUGUGAAUGUAGGGGAGGCGAGCAUUUCAUUUGGAAUCGCUUAUUAUAUUUAGUCGGCUGAUUGUGAGUGUGCACAUUUAUAUAUCUAAUCUAAUGAGUUAUACGAUAAUCCAUAAACAUUCAUAUAGAGAAAUUCACUUGAAAUGAAUCAUAAGGAAGCUGAAUGGAACGUAAACAAAAAAAAUUGAAUUACAGCAAAAACAAAAUUAAUACAACUAAUUUAUAAGGAAAACACAUACACGGAUUAUUACAACAAUAUACAAUUUAAGGAAACAAAAUUUAUGGAUAGACUAUAAGGCACAUAAUUAUUAUUCAAAAAGAAAAAAAAAUGUACAUAAACUUGACUUGAAAUAUACUACUAUACACUACUUAUUAA